UCUAUUUUUUUUUUUGUUUUUCUGAGAGUACAUUUUCUAAUCCUAGAAAAAAAAAACUUUGUUUUCUCUUAAGCAUUUCCAGACUCCAUUAACAUUCUACUUUUGCGAUUUUUUUUUUUUUGAAGCUUAAUUUUGAUCUGGUCUUUCCUCAUCUGGGUUUUUCUGGCUUUUGUUCUUUAGGUGGGCUUUUAGUUAUUAACAUUACUAAAUUUGGGUUCUUUUAGUUUUUGCGGGUUUUUGUUGGUAUGAGAAAUUAUUAAGGUUAGAAGAAGAGAGAAGCUGGGGUUAGGUUUUGAGGAAGGAAAGGUGAAGUCUUGGGAUAUGUGCAAAUCAAAUGGAAGGAAGAAGAAGAAGAAGAAGAAGAAGAAGAAAAAGAACAGUGAAAAAGAAGAUCUUGAUGAUGAAGCUGUGGUGGAAGAAACAGGGUGUUGGAUCAAGUUAAGGCUUAUUGGAAGCUGCAUUUCUUCAAGAUCCAAAGUUGACAGUUCCAUUAGUGGGACGAGUACCCAUUGUGAUAGCAAAUCUGGGAAUGAUACCAGUAGAGAUGAACCGGCAGCUCCAGUUGUCUCAUCUACAAGCACUAGCAAUGCAGAAAGUAAUUCAUCUACUUCCAAACUUGAAGAUGAGCUUAAAGUUGCAUCUCGGUUAUGGAAGUUCACAUUUAAUGAUCUAAAGUUGGCAACAAGAAACUUCAGACCUGAGAGUCUCCUUGGUGAAGGUGGUUUUGGUUGUGUUUUCAAGGGGUGGAUUGAAGAAAAUGGACCUGCUCCAGUAAAACCAGGCACUGGGCUUACUGUUGCUGUUAAAACACUUAACCAUGAUGGCCUCCAGGGUCAUAAAGAAUGGCUGGCCGAAGUGAAUUUUCUUGGUGAUCUCGUUCAUCCUAACUUGGUUAAACUUAUUGGUUAUUGCAUUGAAGAUGACCAGAGACUGCUAGUGUAUGAGUUUAUGCCUCGAGGAAGCUUGGAAAACCACCUCUUCAGAAGAUUCUUGCCUCUUCCGUGGUCCAUAAGGAUGAAAAUUGCACUAGGUGCUGCAAAGGGCCUUGCAUUUCUUCAUGAAGAGGCAGAAAGGCCUGUGAUAUAUCGGGAUUUCAAAACCUCUAAUAUCCUACUAGAUGCAGACUAUAAUGCAAAGCUUUCUGAUUUUGGACUUGCCAAAGAUGGUCCUGAGGGAGACAAAACCCAUGUAUCAACCCGUGUGAUGGGAACAUAUGGCUAUGCGGCCCCAGAAUAUGUAAUGACUGGACAUCUUACAUCGAGAAGUGAUGUCUACAGUUUUGGUGUGGUUCUACUAGAAAUGUUGACUGGAAGAAGAUCCAUGGACAAAAACCGACGUAAUGGAGAACAUAAUCUUGUGGAAUGGGCUCGGCCUCAACUAGGAGAGAGAAGGAAAUUCUAUGGAUUGGUCGAUCCUAGGCUUGAAGGUCACUUCUCAAUUAAAGGUGCUCAGAAAGCUGCACAGUUGGCUGCUCACUGUCUCAGCCGUGAUCCAAAAGCUAGACCCUCAAUGAGUGAAGUGGUGGAGGCCUUGAAGCCGCUGCCGAAUCUCAAGGACAUGGCAAGCCCUUCAUAUUAUUUCCGGUCAAUGCAAGCAGAACGAGUAGGGUCCAGCCCAAAUGCUAGAAAUGGUAUCCGAACUCAGGCUGGGUCGUCACUUUCUAGGAAUGGGCACAGGAGCCUUUCCAUUCGAAACGGUUCCCAUGCUUCUCCCUAUCACCAUCAAUACCCCUAUCAAUCACCAAAGCCCAAUGGUAAACCAUAAUGUUGGGUAAUUAAUAUCUUUUCCUCAACCUCUUCUCAUCAUUUAUUUCUUCACGCCCCCCCCCCCCCCCCUUCUUUUUUUCUCGGUAUAGAUGUAUUCUGCCAAAGCAUUUGUUCCCAGAUAAUGGAAAAAGCAACAGAGAGAAACAUGUUUGCUUUAUUUUGUAUUUAGGAUGUUAACCUCCCUGGCAGGAUAGUCGGCAGGUGAAGCUUAUGGAGCAAAAUGUCAUGUUAAUCAUCUGUUGCUUUAAUCUGUUUGGAAAUAUUAAAGAUUAGUUUCUCUCCUUUCUUUUCUCCUUUCCCGCGUGUAUACAAGCGCUUGUUUCUUGGUAGUAUCCACAUGGCUGAAUGUUUCUUUUGAUGUACAGCCUUUAUCCUGAUCAACUCUUUGGAAAUUGGUUGUUAUCGUUGGCAAGUAGUUUAUCAUUUUAAUCGAUUCCUAUAAUGGAAUUUAGAACGAGUCUAUCACAUAUAAUUAGCGAUUCCAUGUAAUAUCAAUGAUUUUGCUGCUUCGAAUAUCCUUCAUUUAAGCUCACAUGGAGCUCGAAAAGACCCCUCUGGCUGCUUUCUGAUCUCUCUGCACCAGUGCUACCGGAUCAGAGACUUGCAGAGUAACGAAAAACUAA
Molecule: messenger RNA, 2389 nt
Organism: Durio zibethinus
Lineage: Eukaryota; Viridiplantae; Streptophyta; Magnoliopsida; Malvales; Malvaceae
Source: RefSeq, a predicted model, not a curated record